This is a messenger RNA of Hypoxylon fragiforme, 1960 nucleotides long. RefSeq lists its product as uncharacterized. The transcript has a single exon. NCBI's taxonomy places the organism in Eukaryota, Fungi, Ascomycota, Sordariomycetes, Xylariales, Hypoxylaceae. Bases 729 to 1658 code for a protein of 309 amino acids. The record is from RefSeq and is a predicted model, not a curated record.
UGCAUUCUUCCACCCUGUUUUGCCUUUGGCCACCUGCCUGCCUGCCUGCCUGCUUACAUAUAGGUAGGUAUGUACGUGGCAUGGCAUACACCCAUGUACAUUGUAGACACGGCAACCUAUCAGACAUGAUAAUCGCAGGCAUUGUCUCUGUUGAACUUCAGCGUUGGGAAGUAUCUCCACCCUAUUCAUCAUGUACCUGCCUAAGUACCUUUACUUUGUUCGAGAUGCUUACAUGCAGGCUCUUUUACUAUUUUCUCUAAAUUCAUCAGCCCCCUCCCUCUCGUCGCUAAUCUCGACGGCAUACGAUUUCUAACUGUCUUUUACAGUUGCUCAGCCAGAAGAGUACCUUUCACCGCUUCAACCAGUACAUCUUGCGAUAUGUCGGACUACUUCCCCAGCAUGCCAGUCACACUUGACAACCUCGACUCCCUUGAGUACCCCCCAUCUUGGGCGUACAACUACGACAAGGACCACUCGGACAACAUCUUUUCAGCCAACCAGGGAGACCAGAGCCCUGCCAUCUAUCCCGACACCUCCUCGUCACUGCAGAUGUCGCCCGACGCUACGGCAGCCCCCGGCGGAUUGUGAGGCCUUAUUUUUUUUUGAGCUUUGCUAACAAUUAAGGUGGCGAGAUACCAAAAAAUUUUCGGAAAAACAGCGCGGAGAGUCGUAAGUUAUUCCUAUUCUUCGCUUUUGAGAUUGCACCUCUGAUGCUCUAGCCUAGAUCCAUGAGCACUGAAGCUUACAGCAAAUGCUCAUCCACGCAGCCAGUAAAUGGAGACCUGGCUGUCAACAUUACACAAGAUGGAAGCCAAUCUGACCAUUGCCCAAUUCAAGAUCCCUUGCCAAACACGUGCGCCGAAUGCAAGAGGUCAUUUCCAACGAGAAAAGAACUCAAGUGCCAUGCUGAGUCAUGGAACCACACAAAGUUUGUGUUUAAGUGCUCAUGUGGUAACACAUUUGCACGUAGUGACGCUCUGAACCGACAUUGCAAAACCCUAUCACCUGCGGGCGAUGGGAAAUACCCGUGUACUUCCUGCAAGAGCCAUCGCGGGAAGCAUGCAUUCCGCCGCAAGGAUCAUCUUAUCCAACAUCUUCGCGGCUAUCAUAAAUUCGACUUCAAAGCUGUGAAGCCUUUGCUAGUGGACAAAGGCGAGCACUUUGUCAGGGCAUGUCCUCACCUUAACUGCGGCUUCCAUCGAGGCAAGGACUAUGAACUUCUUCCUUUAUCGCAUGAGAAAUUCUUGCAACGGCCGUUCGAAGGAAAACUUGAUUAUUACGGACACAUGAAAGAUGCUCACAACCAGACUCCGUUUCCUUGUUAUGUGGAUGGGUGCAUACGAGUUGGAUCUAAAGGGUAUACGACUGUGAACCUCCUCAUAGCCCAUUUGACGAAGAAGCAUCCACAGGAACAGAAGAUUAUAUGUCUAUGGGCUGGUCCUGAGAGGUUCUACGCUGUUUACUGCAAGGAUUGCAACAGUGAGUUCUUUGGUCUAGAAGAUCUCAGUCUCCACCGCCAAGCAGUUCAUCAAUCUGAUAAACUGGAUGCCUAUACCAAUGGCUGUGCAUCUACCCGGGGGAAUGGUUCCAAUAUACCUGCUGUUUGGCAGAAUGAUUCCAGGGUUGCAGUUGAGGAAGGGUCUAUCGCCAGUCCUUGAUGUCAUCGGCACUACUACUGUUUGGUUUUGGAAUCUCUGGCUUCUAGGCUUCGACAUCACAGAUUUCUUGUCAUGAAGUAUCAUUACCACCCCUAACCCCCGCGCCCCCUUAUAAAAAAAACAAAAAAAAACACAAACACACACACUCGCUCUCUCAUGCACACGCACACUCAAGGAGAAAGAGCAACGGCUUUGCUAUGAUUAUGAACCACGAAGAUUAUCAACAUUUCCUUCUACCUACUUGUCAGGAUUUUCCUUAGCACUCUCGUUUUAUCUUCUGUCCAAAGGGCAGGAUACAUGGU